AUAUAAUGUAGCGAUUCAGUAUUUAAACUGUAUUUAAUAAAAGUCGUGGGGCAAUGUUGACAAGUUUUUCUCCUGGAUGUGUGAGCUGCGCGAUUUCCGAUACGUGUGUGUGUCAGCAUGCAGCAAAAUAUAAUUGGGAUUGGCCCUAAAUGUCAGAACGAGUAACUUCAGUCUUCAAUGUGAUGAAAGACAAAACAUUAUCUUAAGCUGAAUGCUGAGCAAAUCAGUGGAAGAGCGUCCUACUAUUGAGGAAGGCCUUCAGGCAGUCAAAAGUUUCGAUCACCAGUCUGAUCAAAUUGGAACCACAGACAGCUACAGCAAUAAGAAUAGAAAUAAAGACAGGGUCCAUACAGAGAAUUGCAUUCAUCAAGCAAAAGAUGAGAUGGACGUCCCAGAGAAUCUGUGCAGUGAUGUGACUAAUUCAUAUUCCCACACUAAAGAGGAAUUAUCUGAGUGUGAAAUGAGCAACACAGAACAACAGAUAUACCCUUUCCUGGAAACGUCAGAGAAAGAAGAAAAAGCAAAACAGGCACAAUGGAAAGUAGCAGAAGAAAAAGCUAUCCAAGGAAAACUGCUUACAAAGGCUAGGAUGGAAUUGAAUGAAUACGCCCAAGGUUGUGCAUCUCUACAACCAAAUGUGAUUAAAGUGAAAGUAUCCUCAAACACGCCACGUCAACGCAUCUAUGACAAAAAGAAUUUCUGCCUUUACUGUGAAAAACCUUAUGCAAAAAUCACAAGACAUCUGAUUCAGAAACAUUCUGGAGAGGUCGAAGUUGCAAAGGCACUGUCAUGUAAGCAAGACUCAACCAAGCGUAAUCUUUUUUUAACCAAAAUAAGGAACAUGGGAAACUACCACCAUAAUAGUUCAGUCCUAUCCUCUGGAAAAGGAGAGAUCAUUCCAAAAAGACAAGCAACAUCUGUGUCGACAGCAACUGACUAUCUGCCUUGCAAGUUUUGCUUUGCUAUGUAUAUCAAAACAGACCUCUGGAAACAUCAUAAGCGUUGCAAAUUACAAGUAAAAGACAAAAUGCCAGUAAAGCAGAAGGUUCAGGCAAGCUGUUCCCUGUUGUUGCCCAUGGACUCAACAAUUUCCAGUGGACUUCAAAAAGUAAUUGAAGACAUGACGUUUGAUGAUAUAACACAGGUGGUAAAAUCGGAUCCGUUGAUUCUGUCAUUGGGUGAGAGAAUGUUCCUCAAAAAUGGAGAAGUUGGACGACACCGGGCAGAUAUUAGAAAUAGGAUGAGGGAACUUGCCAGACUUCUUCUGGUGGCAAGAGCCAUCGACAAGGACGUAGUUGCUUUAAAGGACUUGAUCAACCCAGUAAAGUUUAACACAGUACUUGAAGCUGUGAAAAAGAUGACCGGUUUUGACAGCUCAACAAACCAAUUCUCAGUUCCUUCAACAGCACUGAAACUGCGACGUUCCUUUGUCAAAGUGUCAUAUAUUUUACAAGGGGAGGCUUUACGUCAAGAGGAUGAUGCUUUAAAGGGAAGAGCAGAGCACUUCAGCAAGUUAAUUGAAUUGGAAUGGACAAUCCAUGUGCCAUUUAAAAAUAAAUUGAUGUAAAAAUUAAUACAGCAGUCAUCAUUUACUCCCAACAUCUGAGCCGCUGAAGAUGCAGUGGAUUACACAUUUGUUUCUGAAGAGCAUGCGCAUUAAUGGAAACAAGAUUUUAAAGGAUAAUGGAAGAGAUUAGAAAGCAGUUAAAUACUUUGUGCACAACAGAAUAAAUUCAAUAAAGAGAAAUUUGGAUCAACAGUAUUGAGCCCAUAAACCCUGAGAGCUUGGCUGUAGAGUAUCAAUGUUGAGUCAUAACUGUGCUGGGACAUUGACAGUCCAUGUAAAUGGAGUACCAGUGCAUCAUAGCAUUGAAAUGAUUGACUACAACUGUUUUCAGUUGCUGUUUGGGCUUCUGUUUUGGAAUGACCAGUUAUAGCUUUGAUGUAAGACACUUUGAAAUUGCACUAUUUUAAACAUGUUUAAAAUACUUAUUUUUAAAUUUUCAAUUAGAUUUUUUGUUUUACUUUUUCUUAUACUAUACAAAUUUUAAUAUAAUUAUCUAUAUUAUUAUUUCCUGCGAAGCAAAACGCACCUUCUACAUAAAGUUUUACAGAUUUUUUUAUUAUUAUUAUUUAAUGGUAUUGUUAUUAUUGUUGUAUAUGUAGCCACUCAUCACUGAGGGUAAAAAGUCUGCAUUACCACAUGGGGGCUCUUUUAGAGAGAUUAUGAGAUUUUCCAGGUGAUAAAUUGGAAAACCAUUUCUGUUGUCAGGAGUGCAGCAGAAGCAAGUGACAAACCAUCGGUUUAGGAGUGUGUCUGGACUUUAAAUAAAGUUUGACUUGAUUUUAUUCAAAAUGCUGUAGUUAUGUUUCUUUUUCAGUGUUUUUUUUUUAUGUUUACAAAAUAAUUUUCAAUGAAGCAAGUCAGCAUAUAUAUGUGUGUGUGUGUGUGUGUGUAUAUGUAUGUAUAUUACCUCCAAAGAACCAAAUGGUCAUCUGUUUUCUUUCCUUAACAUUAAUGUAAAAUGUAAAUUGUUAAAUGUAAAGCAUAUUCUGACUAUUUCUGAAUGUUAUGACAAUGUUGAUAAUAAAAAUGGUUUAAAAG
Carassius auratus (goldfish) is the source of this 2605-nucleotide messenger RNA. RefSeq names its product gastrula zinc finger protein XlCGF57.1-like. Gene Ontology annotation, cellular component: nucleus. The coding region runs from base 212 to 1567 and encodes 451 amino acids. Lineage: Eukaryota; Metazoa; Chordata; Actinopteri; Cypriniformes; Cyprinidae. The record is from RefSeq and is a predicted model, not a curated record. Gene Ontology annotation, biological process: regulation of transcription by RNA polymerase II. The transcript has 4 exons. Gene Ontology annotation, molecular function: DNA-binding transcription factor activity, RNA polymerase II-specific; sequence-specific DNA binding.